This is a messenger RNA of Cucurbitaria berberidis CBS 394.84, 705 nucleotides long. RefSeq lists its product as uncharacterized. The coding region runs from base 1 to 705 and encodes 234 amino acids. The transcript has 3 exons. The record is from RefSeq and is a predicted model, not a curated record. Lineage: Eukaryota; Fungi; Ascomycota; Dothideomycetes; Pleosporales; Cucurbitariaceae.
AUGAACGACUUCUACCUCUUCGCAAACUGCAAUUUCGUACCAGAUAAAUACAACGAUUGGCAAACCGCAUACGACUCCCUCGCAACCUACGUCUUCUCCUCCGAACCCACAACAAAAUCCUACUACUUCGGCAUCCCCAUCGAUUACGCGCACGACAUGUCCAAAACAACCAGCAUGUUUGCUUUCGAAGUAUACGGAUCACGAGAGGAUCUAUACACAACCCACCUCACCUCCCCAGCCAUGCAAACCUUCCUACAAAACAUCCAGCCAGCAAGCACUACCGGCCUAGACCUGGCUCACUACCGCCUAAUCGCCGGCUUCCUCGACGCAUCGAAUACGCGCGCCCCUGCACAGAUCAUGCAGGAUAUACGCAUAACAUGCAAUUCUCCUGCUGCUCGUGCAGCUAUCAUCGACUCCCUAAGCAAGCUCGUCAAUACUGUCGACGGAUCCGAAGAAGGAACAUUGACUUAUAUGGGCUUUUCUAGUCUUGAUGAUGAUGUUGGGGUGAGGAUGUAUGGGCGUUGGAGGAGUAGAGAGGACUUUGAAUGCUUCAUUCGGAGAGAUGAGGUGAAUAAUUUCUGGGCGGGUAACAAAAGCAGUGUACGGGCGAUGGAGCAGAGGCUGUAUGUACCGAAUGGAAAGGGCUGGUUGCAUAGGGGGACUGGGUAUGCUGGGGAGGACAAGGGAAGAAACGUGAAACUCUAA